Messenger RNA from Musa acuminata AAA Group (dessert banana), 1163 nucleotides. Its product is annotated as ethylene-responsive transcription factor ERF017-like. The coding region runs from base 61 to 639 and encodes 192 amino acids. The record is from RefSeq and is a predicted model, not a curated record. NCBI's taxonomy places the organism in Eukaryota, Viridiplantae, Streptophyta, Magnoliopsida, Zingiberales, Musaceae. Gene Ontology annotation, molecular function: DNA-binding transcription factor activity; DNA binding. The transcript has a single exon. Gene Ontology annotation, biological process: regulation of DNA-templated transcription.
CUGGGGAUUUGCAAGAACAUACAGCAGGUCAGCUGAGGCUUGUCUGUCGGGAGCAGGAAGAUGACGGAGCGCGAAGGCGGCGUGCCGGCGGCGGGGGAGAGGCGGUACAAAGGGGUGCGGCUGCGGAAAUGGGGGCGGUGGGUGUCGGAGAUCCGGCUGCCCAACAGCCGCAAGCGGAUAUGGCUCGGGUCAUACGACUCACCCGAGAAGGCGGCCCGGGCCUUCGACGCCGCCGCCGCGUGCCUCCGCGGCCGCCUCGCGCGGCUCAACUUCCCCGAGACGCCCCCGCCCCGGACGGCCCAGCGGCUCACACACCUGCAGAUCCAGGCCGCCGCCGCCCGCCACGCGGCCUCCGCGUCCACGCCGCCGCAGCUGUGGCAUCCCCGCGCUGCGAGCUCCCCGUCGGAGGAUGCCUCGGACGGGUUCACGGCCGGGAGCGAGGACACGCUCGACUGGUCGUUCAUGGACUCGCAGGAGGCGGCAGCGGCGCUGGCGGGAGCCGGAGAGUUCCCGGACUUGAUGGACGACUUCAUGUGUGACUUCUUCUCGCCGGUGCAGAUGACGGCGCCACUGGCGGAAGUGGUGGAGGAUCAGUGCCCCAUAGAUUUGGGUUCGAAUUCUUUUCUGUGGAGCUUCUGAAAGAAUAUAAACAGCGACACAAAGAAUCAACAACGGUUCAUUAGAUAACUGUAUGUCUCACGGUUUGGUCACAGAAAGAGAAGGAUGAGCUCGAAGAGUUGUUCUUCUUCUUCUUCUCCGCUGGCGAUGUUUCUGACGUCUGCUUGGAGAUUUUAACUCCGCCAUUUAAUCUCUUCCUCAAUAAUAAAUUCUCACUAUAUUCUUUCAAACAAGAUGUACGUGAAAACAAGAUAAAGAUGCACAAGGAAGACCAUAUAUAGCACAAGAAGAACGAUGGCCUGUGAGAGGCUUGUCUGCCGGCAUGGUGUCGGUGCUGGUCGAGACAUUUCUCCACGCGUGAUAUGAUGGGAGGUCCGUGGCAAGUGGUCUUGGGAAAGUAUGCAUAUUAUAUACGUUGCAGGUGGAGGCAAGUGUGCACAUGUUUGACGUGAGGAUUUCAUGCAGCCAUGGAAAGCAAGUACCCGUGAGCUCUGAGCUCAUCCGUGACUUCAGCACCAACUUCCUUUGGUGGUGAAGGAAGAAUC